Drosophila biarmipes is the source of this 1239-nucleotide messenger RNA. RefSeq names its product fructose-bisphosphate aldolase. Gene Ontology annotation, cellular component: cytosol. Gene Ontology annotation, molecular function: fructose-bisphosphate aldolase activity. The transcript has 3 exons. Bases 99 to 1193 code for a protein of 364 amino acids. The record is from RefSeq and is a predicted model, not a curated record. NCBI's taxonomy places the organism in Eukaryota, Metazoa, Arthropoda, Insecta, Diptera, Drosophilidae. Gene Ontology annotation, biological process: glycolytic process; fructose 1,6-bisphosphate metabolic process.
CCACUCACAUAUUUUAACAUUUUAAAAAUCCCCUUUGGCAGCUCCAGCUCUGCUCGCAAAAACAACUUUCGGCUAGUCAAAAUUUAAGGUCCUCCGAAAUGACGACGCAUUUCUACUACCCCAACAAGGAGCUGCAGGAGGAGCUGACCUGCAUUUCGAAGGCCUUGGUGGCCCCUGGAAAAGGCAUCCUGGCGGCCGACGAGUCGAGCUCGGUGAUGGGCAAGCGAUUCCAGCUGAUCGGGGUGGAAAACACGGAGGAGAAUCGACGGAUAUACCGGCAAAUGCUGUUCACCACCGAUCCCAAGAUAUCGGAGAACAUAUCCGGGGUGAUAUUCUACCACGAAACACUGCAUCAGCGGACAGAUGAUGGCCUGCCUUUUGUGGAGGCCCUACGGAAGAAGGGUAUCCUCACGGGCAUCAAGGUGGACAAGCACUUUUCACCGCUCUUCGGCUCCGAGGAUGAGUUCACCACCCAGGGGCUGGAUGAUCUGGCCAAUAGGUGUGCCCAGUACAAGAAAGAGGGUUGCAGCUUCGCCAAGUGGCGUUGUAUCCUGAAGAUCACCAAGAACACUCCCUCGCCUCAGGCCAUUUUGGAAAAUGCGAACGUGAUGGCUCGAUAUGCAGCCAUCUGUCAAUCGCAGAGACUGGUGCCCAUCAUCAGUCCCGAGGUGCUGGCCACUGGAGAUCAUGACCUGGAUCGCUGCCAGAAGGUCAACGAAAUCCUACUGGCUGGUGUGUACAAGGCCCUCAGUGAUCACCACGUCUUCCUGGAGGGCACUCUUCUGCAGCCCAGCAUGGUGGUGCCCGGUCUACAGAGUAACAAAAACCAUCCACCAUCGGACAUUGGAAUGGCCACUGUGCUCUCUGUCCGGAGAACUGUUCCUCCAGCUGUUAUGGGAAUCCUCUUCUGCAGUGGAGCCCAGUCUGAAGAGGAGGCCUCGGUCAACUUGAAUGCCAUUAACAAUGUGCCCCUCUGCAAGCCCUGGGCUAUGACUUUCGCCUUCGAUCGGGCUCUUCAGACCUCAAUUCUGAGGACUUGGGGUGGCAAAAAGGAGCAGAUCACCCAUGCCCAAAAUGAGCUCAUCAAGCGGUGCAGGGCAAACGGUCUGGCCAGCAUAGGAAAAUACAUAGUUGGCUCUGUGGAAAGCUCUGCGGGCACCGAGAGACUCAUCCAGGAAGCCGUCGAGUUCUAGGAUUAAAAUUAUUUAUUUGUUUUAGAAAAUAAAAUUAUAAAAUAAA